AUGUCAUCUUUCGCGAAGUCCAAGUUGAAGGCAGCGAGAGAUGCAAUUGGCAAGAAAAACUACGAACAAGCGCGUGAAGCUGCCGCACAGGUCCUUGACUACGAGCCUGAUAACUAUACUGCCCAUGUAUUUCUUGGUCUUGCCCUCUUAGAACUCGGUCAGCACGAGAAGAGCGAGCAACUUUAUCGAAAGGCCAUAGCGCUCAAGGACGACCAAGUACUCGCAUGGCAGGGUGUUGCGAAGCUUUACGAACAAACUCACAGGUGGAACGAUUUGGCAGAUACUCUGGAACACAUAAUGCAGAUAUUCGCGAAAACCGACGACGCAACGAAAUGUGCUGAGACCCUUCAAAAAUUUAUGGACGUUCGCCGGCAACAUGGGACACGCCGAGAGGUCAUUCAAGCACUAUUCUUUUACCUGCCAGACUCUUCCUUGUAUCCGGUUAUUUCAUCGCUUCCUCCACCCGAUCCUACGAAUCCUACCUCGACUUCAAUUUUCCCUACUCAAUCGGCAAUUCACAACUCACUCGUUGUAUACGAGGAGCUUAUCUCGCUGACAGAACGAGAAGAAGAAAUGUUCAUCAAAUCUGAGUUUGACAAGCGACGCACCCGCCUUGGAGCUCCUAAGCCUGAGCAACUCAAGAAAGAUAUCGGUAUUGAGGUUUGGCGCUCAUCAAAGCUUCCAACGUUGUACAAUGAUAUUCUCAAUCAUCCCAAUACCUCGGACGAACUACGGCGUGCCACAGAAUCGAAACUCGUUCGAUAUAAACAGCAAUUAUUCUUCGCACUCCCACCCACUGACCCAGAGAAACGUCAAAUUGGCACGCAGCUGGAUGAGAUGGUUCACGGGAUUGUGACAAUUGGCAUACCGGAUGAGUUUGCUUGGUGCAUGUGGCUUGAAGGAAGAGACUGUGAUACAGUUGGUACGUGGCACCACAUCAAAUCGACUAUUAUUACUGAAUUAGCUGCUCUAGAGGGUCUUGGUCUUACGUAUCUCAAGCAGUUCAUAGAGCUCUUCCCGACAAGUCCAUUAACGCUGAUGUUGAAAGGAUACUUCGCAUACAACAGGACUGCCCAUGCUGACGAAGAAGCAAUGGAAGAACCGACCUUGACGUUCAUAAAUGAUCCCCCAGAAGAUAUCACUCACAUCACUCUUCAGGACGCUUUUGCAGCUCUCCCGGACUCAUUACUGGCGAAUAUAAUAACAGCUCGAGUCCAUUUACAGGAACUCGAAUAUACAGAUGCCAUUAAAGUCGCUGAAAGCGGACUGGAGUUGGUACGCAGGUAUGAGUCAAACACCGCCCCACCACCCUCGCGCUCUUUAUUCUUAAACGAUGUCCUGAAACAAGAUCCCACCAAUGUGGACGGAUUGAUGGGGAGGGGGUACAGAUGUUGUUUCGCGCAAGCGGCGAAGCAGCUCCCUGGUGAUAUGGACAAAGGUCUACAAGCAAAAGGAGGAAAGUGCGUGGUUGAUGCCGGCGCGGAUGCUUUGAAAGAGGUCUUUGAGACAUUGAAGGAUAUCGAGGAUCGAGAGUCCCGCGAGGAAGCUUUCAAAUACUUCAUUACAUCGCUCAAACACAAUCGCGAGUAUGCACCGGCAUACACUUCGCUAGGUGUAUAUUACUCAGAACACGCGUCGCCGCCCGACCCGACCCGAGCAUCGAAGUGUUUCCAGAAAGCAUUCGAACUUGAUGCCCGCGCCUUGCGGAAGGCUUCGCUGACGAGCGCUGAAUGGGAUCUGGUCGAGGUGGUGGCUCGGCGUACCAUAGACGGUGAAGGCGGGAUGGCUUCCGCAAAGUAUCUUCCGACAAACGCGUGGGCAUGGAAGGCUCUUGGUGUCGUGGAGCUGGUCAGGGAACAUGCUCUAACACUUAUUUUCAACCUGACUCUCCGAGCGGACGUCGACGAUCAACUCUCGUGGUUGAGACUCGGUGAGGCCUACAGUAAAGCCGGUCGCCACGUUGCUGCCCUUAGGGCCCUUGGUCGAGCACACGAACUUCAGCCGGAUGAUUGGAUGUGUACAUACUUUAUCGGAGAAGUCCAACGACAAGCGGGAAGGCUUACAGAAGCUCUUGCAUCUUUCCAGUCUAUACUAGAUAUCCGUCCCACUGAAGCCGGUGUUCUUUUAUCCGUUGCACAGACCCACCUCGACUUGGCCCGGCAUGAGCGGUUUAUCGGCUUCGUUGCUCGAGCUGAACAGUCCUUUGUCUCCUGCAUUAACGUCAUGUUAGCUGCCAUUCAAGAAAGCCCGGGAUAUCGUGGAGUCGCCUGGAAAAUCGCUGCUGACGCCCUGUUCGACUUGUCGGCAAUCACUGUCUUCGUGGAUGAAAGCAAUGUCCGUGCAGCCGUGACUGUGGUCCGCGAGCUUAUACAGGACCAAAGCAGUGCGCGGCUGGCUGGCUUAUUCAAGUUCACCUCUCUCUCUCCAGAUGACCCCAUCACCGGGCUCAAUGCACUUGAGGCUGCUGUUGCUGCAUACGAUUAUCGCAUAACAGUGGGUUCUCCUGAUGCAGCCGCUCUCCCAAGCUCGCUGUACGACCUUGCUGUCGCCCUGCAUGCGUGGAUUUUGAAACAGCCCCCUGAUACCACACAGCGAGCUUCGGAGGCAGCGAAUUCAUUCUUGAUUCAAGCCUUGCAGAAGGAGCCUGGAAAUGCCAGGUUCUGGAUCGCUUUGGGAGAUAUCCACUUUACACACAAGCCAAAGCUCUCGCAGCAUGCGUAUAUCAAGGCGCUCGAAUUUGACAACAAGAACGUGGUGGCGUGGACUAAGAUUGGUCUCCUAUACUUAUACCAUAACGACAUGGAGUUGGCCACCCAAGCAUUUAUGAAGGCGCAAACUCUUGAUCCGGAUCAUACCUUGGCUUGGAUUGGUCAAGCAUUGAUUGCCACAGCAAAUGGCCACGAAGCAGAAGCUCGUACAUUGCUCGAGCAUGCAGUGAGCAUGACAGCAGACGUGCCCGCGCUACCCACUAUAGAUCGCCUAUUGCCCGCCUUCUUCGUGCUCGGACGCUAUUUCCAGCGCUGCCCGGCUGAUGCCUGCGGCUUCCAUCUCUUCGGCCUGAUUUGCGAACACCUUGGAAAGCUUGAUCAAGGUGUGGAAUACAUCAACCGUGCGAUUACUCUCCUGGAAGCAGCAUAUGAGGAGAAAGAGGAUCCCAUAGUUGAACGACAGUUCAUCAUCGCACACACCAACCUCGCGCGGCUUCGUCUUGGGUUGGGGGACUAUGAAGCGUCUUUGGCAUCUUUCGAGAAUGCUCUAGGUCUGCUUCCCGAAGAUGCAGAGAGAGAAACACAGAUUCUACGCGUGCAAGCUCAAUACGGGUCUGGAAUGGCGUCUUUCAAGAUGGGCAAUCUUCAAGCCGCUAUGACGGCAUUCCAGGCUGCUUUGGAAAGCGCCGCCGACGAUCGCGUUCUUCGAGGACAGGUUACGGUUCUGCUGGCUCAGACAAUGUGGGCGAUUGGAACGGCCGAGUUUCACGAGUCUGCGAAAGGCUUGUUACUUGAUUGCAUCACCUCCGAUCCAGAAAAUUUGAUGGCGAUCAAUAGUCUAGCUGGAAUGGGGAUACUCACUGAAGAUGAUGGGCUAGUUGAUGCCGCACUUUCUGAAAUUCUGUCACUCCCUAUCGAGCAGAGACACGAGCUCGAUCCUCGAAGAGACGUGACGUAUCUCCUCGUGCAACAUUACCUUGGACUGGGUGACUCUGCUAGAGCGACUAAAAUCGCCGAAAAAGCCCUCCAUGUAGAGCCUUCGAAUCUGCAGCUGAGGCGUGAGGUCGCAUCUUUGUUACUUAGGCAGGGAGAUAGAGACGCCGCAUGGGCCAUCCUAGGAUCAGCAGCAGCGAAUCAAAACAUCGCAGAAGAAAAAAUAACCCUUGCAUUAUCAGCCCUCGCGCAACCAGUGCAAUCUCAAAGGAGUGCACAAAAAGCGAUAAUGCUGGAUCCCGGUCAAUUGCGAAAUUGGCAGACUUUGGCAUAUGUACGAGCACAAGAAGCGCCGUGA
Messenger RNA from Suillus paluster, 3999 nucleotides. Its product is annotated as superkiller protein 3. Gene Ontology annotation, cellular component: Ski complex. NCBI's taxonomy places the organism in Eukaryota, Fungi, Basidiomycota, Agaricomycetes, Boletales, Suillaceae. The record is from RefSeq and is a predicted model, not a curated record. The transcript has 19 exons. The coding region runs from base 1 to 3999 and encodes 1332 amino acids. Gene Ontology annotation, molecular function: protein binding.